AUCAUUACAUCGGAUUAAAUGCAUGCAUGGACUAAAUGUCAACAUUUUCUCAACAGUUAUAGGAAUACCCUAUGAAAUGACUCCGUGCGUUGACCGCGACCUGUUCAGUCAAACGAAUCGAUAACAGAAACAUCGCUGCAGAUAAAUUGUCAGUAUACUUGUAACCAGUUAGAAAACAUCGGAAUAAAAUCUUGGUUUUGCAAAAAAGCUUAUUUUCAAAAUGGAUACAAGGAUUUGUUUGCUGCUGUUGUUCACGAUUUCUCAAUGCAUCGCUCUGGAAUGUUCCAGCUGUAUGCACAUGGAUUUAGAAUACAUCAACAUGCCGGAAUAUAUCGAAAGUUUGCUGAACGAUAAUACGUCGUCGUUGGAUUCUUUAAGGAACGAGUCAUGUGCUAGUAACACAGCCCCGACAGAGACAUGCGCAGUUGCUGGUCCUGGUCUCAUUGAUGCCUGUGCUAGUUUCACAUUUACCGUGACAUGUAUGGGUUUUACAGCCGCUAAUCUGCCGGAUACUGGGAUGAAGAUAACGGUAGUGACGCGUGAGUGCAUCCCUCAGCCGGCAGACACCGAGGACACGUGCCGGAAGAUUGAUUCACUCUUAGACGCAGAGAAUCAAACAGAGUUCCUAAGUUCACUGGAGUCACUGACCGAAGCGUUUGAUUCCGUCGAAUAUAAUGGCGACUACUGCACCACAUCCACCGGUAUUUUCCCUACUAGCAACAGCGUCACAGCCAUGACCCCCAAGAUAACCACGGAACCAACAAGCGGUUCAUCGACGACAGGGUUCAUGUCAUCAGUCGCAGUUUUGGUGAUUGCCUUGUAUCUUGUGUAAAUUCAGUACAGAAACUAAUUCAUGUGUAAGGGAUUUCGAGCAGUUUGCCAGCAUCACAUUGUAUGAUAAGACGUUGUUGGGAGAACUUUAAUUGUAUUUGUUCGUUUGAUUGUUCGUUUUAAUUAUAUUUGAACAAUAAUAUUUGUUAAAAUACAGAAUAA
Molecule: messenger RNA, 993 nt
Organism: Mya arenaria
Lineage: Eukaryota; Metazoa; Mollusca; Bivalvia; Myida; Myidae
Exons: 4
Coding region: 221-832 (203 amino acids)
Source: RefSeq, a predicted model, not a curated record